This is a messenger RNA of Zonotrichia leucophrys gambelii, 9668 nucleotides long. RefSeq names its product laminin subunit alpha 1 (gene LAMA1). Bases 6 to 9314 code for a protein of 3102 amino acids. Gene Ontology annotation, biological process: regulation of cell migration; animal organ morphogenesis; regulation of cell adhesion. The transcript is spliced from 63 exons. The record is from RefSeq and is a predicted model, not a curated record. Lineage: Eukaryota; Metazoa; Chordata; Aves; Passeriformes; Passerellidae. Gene Ontology annotation, molecular function: signaling receptor binding.
CAGCGAUGGGCAGCGGCGGGCGGCGGCUGCUGCUGGCACUGCUGGCGGCGACUUCGCUGCUGUGCGUGCCGGGGCAGGGCCAGCCCCGAGGCCUGUUUCCUGCCAUUUUGAACCUGGCCAGCAAUGCUCACAUCUCCACCAAUGCCACCUGUGGAGAGAAGGGACCGGAGAUGUUCUGCAAGCUGGUGGAGCACGUCCCCGGACGGCCCCUGCGCAACGCCCAGUGCCGCGUCUGUGACAGCCACAGUGCCAAUCCCAAAGAGCAGCACCCAAUUUCCAGUGCAAUCGAUGGUACCAAUAACUGGUGGCAGAGUCCCAGCAUUCAGAAUGGAAGGCAAUACCACUGGGUGACCAUUACCUUGGAUUUAAGGCAGGUCUUUCAAGUUGCAUAUGUCAUCAUCAAAGCUGCUAAUGCUCCACGACCUGGAAACUGGAUUUUGGAACGCUCCAUAGAUGGCACGGAGUUCAGGCCAUGGCAGUACUAUGCAAUUAGUGAUACCGAAUGUUUAACUCGUUACAACAUCACACCAAGAAUUGGGCCCCCAACUUACAAGAGGGAUGAUGAAGUGAUCUGCACCUCCUAUUAUUCCAGACUAGUUCCCCUGGAACAUGGAGAGAUUCACACCUCACUGAUCAAUGGUAGGCCUAGUGCUGAUGACCCUUCACAGAAGCUGUUGGAAUUUACUUCUGCACGAUACAUUCGCCUGCGACUGCAGCGUAUUAGAACUCUGAAUGCUGACCUCAUGACUCUCAGCCAUAAUGAUCCUAAGGAGCUAGACCCCAUUGUUACCAGAAGGUACUACUAUUCAAUAAAGGACAUCUCUGUUGGUGGCAUGUGUAUUUGUUAUGGCCAUGCUCGAAGCUGCCCUUUGGAUGAAAUCACAAAGAAAUUGCAGUGCCAGUGUGAACACAACACAUGUGGAGAGAGCUGUAACAAGUGCUGUCCAGGCUACCACCAGAAACCAUGGAGACCAGGGACCCUUUCUGCUGGGAACAAAUGCGAGAAAUGUAACUGUCAUAACAAAGCAGAAGAUUGUUAUUACAACCAGAGUAUUGCAGAUCAGAAAAGGAGCAUGGAUAUUCAUGGCCAGUUUAUAGGAGGUGGUGUGUGUUUAAACUGUACUCAACAUACUACUGGGAUCAACUGUGAAAUGUGUGCUGAUGGAUAUUUUAGACCACAAGAAGUUUCUCCCUAUGAGGAUCACCCCUGCUAUCCCUGUGACUGUGACCCCUUUGGCUCUCUGAGUUCUGUCUGUGUUAAAGAUGAGCACCAUUCUGACUCCCAGCGUGGCACUUGGCCAGGCCAGUGUCAGUGCAGGGAAGGUUAUGCAGGAGAGAAGUGUGAUCGCUGUGCGUUUGGGUAUCGGGGCUACCCGAACUGCCUGCGUUGUAACUGCAGCCUGGCUGGGAGCAUCAAUGAAGAUCCAUGCACGGAGCCUUGUCUUUGCAAAAAAAAUGUAGAAGGUGAAAACUGUGAUCUCUGUAAACCAGGAUUCUACAAUUUGCAAGAAAGAAAUCCUCAGGGCUGCACAGAGUGUUUUUGCUUUGGUGUUUCUGAUGUCUGUGACAGUCUUACAUGGCCCAUCAGUCAGAUUUCAGACAUGACUGGAUGGCUUGUUACUGAUCUGUACAAGGCAAGGAGUGUGCAGCCUCAGCGAAGCCAAUUUGAUGGACCCCAUCAAAUAAGCAUUAACAACACUGAGGCUGUGAAAGUACUGAAAAAUACUUAUUACUGGUCAGCACCUGAGGCAUAUCUAGGAAAUAAACUCACAGCUUUUAGUGGAGACUUGAAGUAUACAGUAUCUUACGACAUUCCAAUGGAAAGUGUGGACAGUGAUAUAGUGUCUAGUGUGGAUGUCAUCAUUCAGGGUAACGGGCAUAUUCUGAGCACAAGAGCAGCAGGCUUGUCAUUACAGCCAUAUGAGGAGUAUUCUAAUUCAGUGAGACUUGUAGCAGACAAUUUCAUAGAGUUUAAUACAAAAAAGGCAAUAGACCGAGAAAUGCUGAUGACUGUUCUGGCAAAUGUGACCCAUCUUCUCAUCAGAGCCAAUUACAACAUUGCCAAAAAAGCUGUGUACAGGCUGGACUCUGUGACCCUGGAUACUGCAAGUGCAAAUGUUAUAGAUCUUUCUUCAGCUCCAGAUGUGGAAUUCUGUGAAUGUCCUCAGGGUUACACAGGAUUAUCCUGCGAGUCGUGUCUGCCUGGGUACUACCGUGUGGAUGGAAUACUCUUUGGGGGCAUUUGUCAGCCCUGCAAGUGCAAUGGGCAUGCAACUGAGUGUGACAUUCACGGUGUUUGCUUUGCUUGUCAACACAACACAACAGGACCUUUCUGUGAUCAGUGCUUGCCUGGCUUCUAUGGAAAUCCAUCCCAAGGAACAUCUGCGGACUGCCGGCCCUGUGCAUGUCCUCUGAGUUCUGCUGCAAACAAUUUCAGUCCCACUUGCCAGCUGAGUGAAGAAGGUGGAAUUGUCUGUGACAAAUGUCUUCCAGGCUAUACUGGUUCUCAGUGUGAAAGGUGUGCUAAUGGUUACUAUGGGAAUCCUCUUAUGGCUGGACAGUCGUGUGCUCCUUGUGAAUGCAAUGGCAAUGUAGACCCUCAAGAAGAGGGCCACUGUGAUCCCUUCACAGGACAGUGCCUGAAAUGUCUGGGGAACACAGCAGGUCACCACUGUGAAAAGUGUGCUGAUGGCUAUUAUGGGGAUGCGGUGAUUGACAAAAACUGUCAUGCCUGUGCCUGCCACGUGAAUGGCUCCCUUUCAAGUACUUGUCACCAUGAGACAGGUGUCUGCUCCUGCAAAUCAAAUGUAUUUGGAGAAAGAUGUGAUAAAUGCUUGAAUGGGUAUUAUGGGCUGCUUACUGGGCUUGGCUGUGUUCCCUGCAACUGCAGUCAGUUUGGCUCGGUGUCUGAAGACUGCAGUGAUCAGGGGCAGUGUCACUGUGUGCCAGGAGUGGCUGGAGAGAAGUGUGACCGCUGUGCUCAUGGCUUUUACGCAUUCCAGGAUGGUGGCUGCACACCCUGUGACUGUGCCCAUACUCAGAACAACUGUAAUGCUGAUUCUGGCCAAUGCAUUUGUCCCCCUCACACUCAGGGACAGAAGUGUGAACUCUGUGAAGAAAAUUACUGGGGACUCUCUCCUAAACUUGGUUGCAAGGCUUGCAACUGUAGCAGCGCUGGUUCAGCCAGUCCCCAGUGCGAUGUGUUGACAGGCCAAUGCCAGUGCAAAACUGAAUUUGGAGGGCGAGACUGUUCCAGGUGUGCCUUGGGCCACAGGGACUACCCAGACUGUGUUGCCUGUGACUGUGAUUUGAGUGGAACCAAAGCAGAGACGUGUAAUGGCACCGAAGGAGUUUGUGGUUGUGAAGAAGAAACUGGUGUCUGCACCUGCAAGGAAAAUGUUUUUGGUCUACAAUGCAGUGAGUGUAAACCUGGAACUUUUGGUCUGUCUGCUAACAAUGCACUAGGAUGUACUCCAUGCUUCUGUUUUGGGAUGUCCACAUCUUGUUCAGAACUAGAAGACCAUGUGAGAAUUCCUAUAACAUUAACUCCAGAUCAGGCUAUUCUGCAUGUAGUAGCCCAGAGUAACCUGACUGGAACAGUGGAAGGAGUAUUUUCACAAUUUCCUGAUGUUUUAUUGGAUGCUGCCAUAGUCAGAAAAUACUUAAAUACAGAAACAUUUUACUGGAAGUUGCCAGAGCAGUUUCAGGGAGACCAGCUCAUGGCCUAUGGAGGGAAGCUGAGAUAUACUGUUGCCUUUUAUGCUUUGGAUGGCUUUGGAACCUCAAAUUUUGAGCCACAGAUUCUAAUGAAAGGAGGUCAUGCCAGUAAGUUGGUCAUCUAUGUCGACAUCCCUUCUCCAGAAAAUGGAGUGAGAACUGACAAGGAAGUGGAAAUGAAGGAGGAUUCUUGGAAGUAUUUUAACUCUGUGUCUGACGAGCCUGUCGUACGUUCUGACUUCAUGUCUGUGCUCAGCAAUGUUGAAUACAUCCUUAUCAGGGCAGCUUAUGGCCAAGGAUUACAGCAAAGCAGAAUUGCAAAUAUCUCAAUGGAAAUUGCAGUCAAGUUUGAAGAAAUGCAUCUAGGCAGACCUCCAGCUUAUCUUGUAGAGCAAUGUAGGUGUCCUGCUGGUUACACUGGAUUGUCCUGCCAGAGCUGUGCUCCAGGAUACUACAGGGGGAAGCAUACAGAACUCAGUGUAAGAGAGCCUCACACUCUGAUAGCACCUUGUGUGCCAUGUCAGUGCAACAACCACAGUGAAACCUGUGAUCCUGACACAGGGAAGUGCUUGAACUGCAGAGAUUACACAGUUGGUGAUUACUGCAGUGCUUGUGCCCCAGGCUACUACGGGAAGGUAACUGGAUCUGCCAGUGACUGCUCUCCCUGUGCUUGUCCCAGAGCAAACCCUGUCAGUUUUAGUCCCACUUGUGUCCUGAAAGGUGCUCAUGAUUACCACUGUGAUGCCUGUCUCCCAGGAUAUGAAGGACAGUACUGUGAAAGGUGCUCCCCUGGCUACUAUGGUGCCCCCCAGCUCCCUGGUGGCAGCUGCCGUGUGUGCCAGUGCAAUCCGGGUGGUUCCAUUCACGGGAAUUGUGACAGUGCCACCGGGCAGUGCCUCUGCAAGCCGGGGGUGACAGGACAGCUCUGCCAGGAGUGUGAGCCCAGGCACCUUCUGCUGGAGGACGAGUGUGUCUCUUGUGAUGACAACUGCACAGGAGUUUUAUUAAACAGUUUGGACAGUCUCGAUGAGGCCAUGCUUUCAGUGAACCUCACUGGUAUUGACCGUGUGCCCUAUGGGAUAUUGUCAGAGCUGGAGAAUGCAGCACAACAUCUGAAGAGGUCUAUAGUUACUAGAGAAGACCCAACUUACUUGUUAGAUACAACAAAAGAAAAUCUUCUGAAUUUGUCAGGAGGAAUUGAUUAUUUGCAUGAAGAGACAACUAGAUUUUUGAAAAAAGCUCAGCAACUUGACACAAUGACUCAGAAAACCAGGAAUAAAAGUCAAGAACUGACUGGCUUUAUUGACACAGUGCACACAACCAUCAAAGUACUUGCUGAAGUUGCUUUAUCACUAAAUGAAACACUGGGCCUGGAUCUACCACUGUCAAAUGCUACAUCUCAGAGCCUGCAGGAUGAUAUUUCUGCCCUUUUGGAUGCACUGCGCAAGAAGGAUUUUGUUCAGCAGCACCAUAAUGCUACCACAGUCCUAAAAGCUGCAGAAAAGUUGUUGACCCAGGUUCAGAAGGAGUAUCUCAAACCCCAGCAGGAACUUACUGAACUGAUAACAAAUGCCAGCCAGUUCUUAUCAAAGCAGAACAGCAGACUGCAGGAUGCCCAGGACCUGGUGAACGAGGCACUUGCUAACAUCAAUGAGACCCAUCGCUUGUUUCCUCUCAUCUCCAGCAACUUGGCAGAGUUAAAUGACAAAAAGCUAAAAAUAAAGGAAGGUGAAGAAGUCUCGACCAUGCUCAUUAAAGAAGGGGAGGUCCUACUGAAUGAUGCUGCUACUCUUGCCCAAGAUGUAGAGAACUCUACAUUUAAUGUGGAAGUCCACCAGGAUGAGUUGGUCCUGUGGAACACCAAACUGCGACAUCACGUGGAUGAGCUGGUGAUGCAGAUGUCUGUGAGAGGAGUGCUUGACUUGGUAUACAGAGCUGAGGAACAUGCCACCCAGUUCCAAAGACUUGCAGAUGCACUUGAGAGUGACCUUUCCAGAGUAAGAAAUGUGACUCUGAACACAACUGCUGCUAUCUACACUCACUCCAGCGUUAAAAGUGUGAUUGAAAGAACAGAAAGUUUGGCAGAUGAUGCAUCCAGAGUUGUGAAUGGCCCCUUGGAUUUACCAGAGGAGUCUUUCAGUCUUCAGGGGAAAGAAACUCUACAACUUAGCUCCAAAUUUCAGAAUGAAGCUAAAAAUCUGAAGAAAAAAAGUGAUGGACUUCUAUUUGGAUUGAAUGGGUUGAACAAAAAGGUAGAAAAGAUUCAGGAAAGUACAAAUAAAAUUGGCAACCAACUUAAUGAUUCUCUGUUGACACUCAGAGCAUUGCAUAACAAUACCAGGAAAUACAUGCUUGAAGUGAAAGAGCUGGCUGUGUCUGCAAACACCAGUGCUGUGGUGGAUUUAAGUCACUUUGGGGAGUUCAGUCAAAAGCUAAUGAAUACAUCUUCUGCAUUGUCCCAAGUUAAUGACACUUUGAGGAAAACAAGCGAACUCAUAACUGAUUCAUCAAAAGCUGCAUUCACAGUUGAAAAACAAGUUAAAGAAGUUGAAGCACAAGCAAGUCUUUUAUUGGAUAGACUCAAACCUUUGAAAAUGCUUGAGGAGAACCUGAACAGAAACCUGUCUGAAAUUAAAGAACUUAUCAGCCAGGCCCGCAAGCAGGCAGCAUCUAUUAAAGUUGCAGUAUCAGCAGAGAGAGAUUGCAUUCGUGCCUAUCAACCCCAAAUUUCAUCUACAAAUUACAACACCUUAACACUCAAUGUGAAAACUGCUGAACCAGAUAACCUCCUUUUCUACUUGGGUAGCAAUGGAAAGACAGACUUCCUGGCAGUGGAGAUGCGACGUGGUAAGGUGGCUCUUCUUUGGGAUUUGGGCUCUGGACCAACAAGAGUGGAAUACCCUGAUUUUCAAAUCGACAACAACAAAUGGCACAGAAUACAUGCCACCAGGUUUGGAAAAACAGGUACCCUCAGCAUAGAGGAGAUGAACUCCAAUCAGAAGCCUUCACCUAAAUCUGGAACCUCUCUGGGGACAGCCAGCAUAUUGGAUGUUAACAAGUCAACCCUAAUGUUUAUUGGAGGACUUGGAGGGCAAAUCAAGAAAUCACCUGCUGUUAAGGUGACCCAUUUUAAAGGGUGCCUAGGAGAGGCAUCCCUGAAUGGCAAACCUAUUGGUCUUUGGAACUACAUAGAAAGAGAGGGCAAGUGCAAUGGCUGUUUUGGAAGCCCACAGGAUGAGGACACUUCAUUCCAUUUUGAUGGCAGUGGAUACUCAGUUGUGGAGAAGGCACUCCGCUCAACAGUGACUCAGAUAUUAAUAUCUUUCAGUACCUUUUCACCAAAUGGGCUUCUUCUCUAUCUUACUUCAAAUGGCACUAGAGACUUCUUGUCCCUUGAGCUUGUUGAUGGCAAAGUGAGGGUGACUGUUGAUCUUGGCUCAGGACCCCUUGUUCUUACAACAGAAAAUCGUUACAACAAUGGAACGUGGUAUAAAAUCUCAUUCAAUCGGAAUAAGAAGCAAGGAAUUUUGGCAGUCAUGGAUGCAUAUAACCUUAAUUAUAAAGAAACCAAGCAAGGAGAAUCUCCUGGGGUUGCCUCAGACCUGAACCGCUCUGAUAAGGACCCAAUCUUCAUUGGUGGGCUGCCAAGAUCGAGGGCUCUGAGGAAAGGUCUUAAUAGUAGAAUGUAUGUGGGAUGCAUCAAGAAUCUGGAAAUAUCUCGUUCCACCUUUGACUUGCUUAGAAAUUCAUAUGGAGUAAGAAAAGGCUGUGUAUUGGAGCCUAUUCACAGUGUAAGCAUCAUGAAAAAUGGAUAUAUUGAGUUGGUACCUAAAUCCCUAAGCCCAGAGUCAGAACUGAUGGCAACUUUUGCUACAAAGAACAGCAGUGGCAUCAUCCUUGCUGGGAUCAGCAGGGGACUGGAAAGGCGACAACGAAGACAAGCACACUUGCCCUUCUUUUCCAUCAUGCUGAUUGAUGGUCAUCUUGCAGUGCAUGUUAAUGCUGGAGAUAGAGCAAGUACUAGGAAAGUAGUUCUUCAGUCUGCUAAUGGAACAUACAGUGAUGGACAAGAACACUCUGUCAUCCUAAUUCGGAAUAAGAGGAUCAUAACUGUACAGGUGGAUGAAAGUAAACCUGCAGAAUUGAGGCUUGGUUCAGCAGCAGAAAAUAGCCCCAUUAAUAUUUCCAACUUCUAUGCUGGUGGCAUUCCAGCAGGAGAGGGCAUCUUGGGGCUAAAAUUGGCUGGCUCCUUUCAUGGCUGUAUCAGCAACCUUAUUUUUAACAAGGAGCUUUUAUAUUUUACCACUUCCAUGAAGUAUGAGCAUGUGGAUAUGGACAGCUGCUUUCUGUCAGAGAAGCCUAAGACAGCGGUACAGCCAUCGGACAUCAUGAACAGCCAUGACGUCAUGAUUCAACAUGAACUUCAGGCUUUACCAGUUCCCCUGAGACCUCUCACAAAAAAAGUAGUUUGUGCAAAAGAUGAGCUGCCUGAUCGUGUUCAAGGUGCCCAUCAGUUUGGACUUUCCAAAGGCAGCCACUUGACCCUGCUCUUCAAUCAGUCUGCUGUCAGGAAGAAGCUUUCCGUCCAGCUGAAUCUCAGAACCUUUGCCUCCAGUGGCCUGAUUUACUACAUGGCUCACCAAAACCAGGUUGAUUAUGCAGCCCUACAGCUUUAUGGGGGACAGCUCCAUUUCUCAUUUGAUUUAGGCAAAGGAAAAGCAGUAGCUCUUCACCCUGCUGUUGUCAGUGAUGGAAAAUGGCAUACGGUAAAGACGGAAUAUGUUAAAAGAAAAGGAACAAUCAUUGUGGAUGGACAGGAGCUGGUAGCAGUCAAUGCCCUGGGAGAUGGUAGCACCUUGGAUGUGGAAGGGAAGCUCUAUGUGGGAGGACUCCCCUUAGACUACGUGCCAAAGAAUCUUGGGAAUGUUACUCACAGUAUUCCUGCCUGCAUUGGUAGCAUGACAAUUAAUGGCAAACAACUGGACAACGAGAGUCCUGUCUCUAUCUUUGCUGUGAAUAAAUGCUAUGAAACAGUGCAGGAUGGUACCUUCUUUGAUGGAAGUGGCUUUGCUGCUCUUGUCAGGGAAGGCUACAAGGUGCGUUCUGACGUGAACAUCACGCUGGAGUUCCGCACCACGGCGGCGCACGGCGUUCUCCUGGGCGUCAGCAGCGCCAGGGUCGAUGCGGUUGGGCUGGAGAUCGUACACGGCAAGGUUUUAUUCCAUGUCAACAAUGGAGCUGGCAGGCUAACAGCUUCCUACGAACCAAGAGGCACAAAUAGCUUGUGUGAUGGGAAAUGGCACAAGCUUCAAGCAAACAAAAGCAAACAUCACAUUUCGCUGAUAAUUGAUGGGAAUUUGGUUCACACUGAUAAUCCCUACGUCCAGUCAACAUCUGCAGAUACGAACAAUCCCAUUUAUGUUGGAGGUUAUCCUGCUGAUGUCAAGCAAAACUGCCUCACAAGCAAGACUUCAUUCCGUGGCUGUUUGAGGAACCUUGUUUUGACCAAGGGCCAACAUAGAGAAUUGUUUGACUUUAGCAGAGCUUUUGACCUGCGUGGAGUAUUUCCUCAUUCCUGCCCUGGGGCUGAGCACUGAACUGUAGCAAAGCCUGUCUGGAUUGAGAGAGGGUUUGUCUUUUUUUUUUGUUGUUGAUCUGUUAUUUUGCAUUCUCAUUUCGUAAUGAAAAGAAGAACUGAUAAGAACCUGCAUCUGUUUGAUUUUUCUGGUUGUUUUCCAACUCAGGUCAUUUAUUUUUUUAAUCAGAAGCUCCACAUCUGCAUUUUAACUAAAUGGUUUUAAACAACAAAUACCUCUACAACAAUUUUAAUGGCAUUAUUUGGGUAUUUUUCUUUUGGGAAUUUUUAUUAAUCAGUGUUUACAGUAUGUUUUCUUUUGAUUACUUGACAGUAUUUCAUUUUAUUAUGUGCUGGCAGUUUUGUAAGAAGGUAA